Molecule: messenger RNA, 1225 nt
Organism: Odontomachus brunneus
Lineage: Eukaryota; Metazoa; Arthropoda; Insecta; Hymenoptera; Formicidae
Gene: Vha13
Product: V-type proton ATPase subunit G
Exons: 4
Coding region: 85-441 (118 amino acids)
Biological process (GO): proton transmembrane transport
Cellular component (GO): vacuolar proton-transporting V-type ATPase complex
Molecular function (GO): proton-transporting ATPase activity, rotational mechanism
Source: RefSeq, a predicted model, not a curated record
CAAAGGCGGGGCAGAGGGCGGAAGCUCCAAAGUCAUAUGAUCGAUUCGUGAUAGCUUGCCGUUUUCCACUUGCUCGUCGCAAAGAUGGCUAGCCAGACGCAGGGCAUCCAGCAGCUUCUGGCCGCUGAAAAGCGAGCCGCGGAAAAGGUCUCGGACGCUAGAAAACGUAAAGCUCGUCGUCUGAAACAGGCAAAGGAGGAAGCCCAGGAUGAGAUCGAGAAGUAUCGACAGGAACGGGAAAAGCAAUUCCGUGAAUUUGAAGCCAAGCAUAUGGGUUCAAAAGAGGAUGUAGCUGCACGCAUUGAGGCAGACACGCGAGUUAAAAUAGAAGAAAUGAAUCAGACCGUUGCUGUACACAAAAAUCCGGUCAUGCUUAAAAUCUUGGACUUGGUGUACAACAUCAAGCCGGAACUGCACAACAAUUACCGCAUCGAGGUCUAAGCCACGAAAAAGUUGCAUCCAAUAGCUAUAAUACAUCUUACGCUAUAAAUGUACAUUAAAUAUUACUGUUCACUUAUAACAUAUCGUGAUAUGUAUUUAUCGCUGUUAUAUCGUACGACAUGUUAUAUUUUAACGGAAAAAGUAUAUACCAUGUAGCUGUGUAGGCAGUGAUACUCAAACUACUAGAGUUCUUUUCUCCCCGCAGUUGCUACACGACAAUAAAUGUAACCGUUUAUUAUUAUUAUCUGCUGAGCUUCACUGGCACGUCGGACAGUUUGAGAAUUGCUGUAAUGUAGUUGCAUCGUAUAUAACGAAAACAAAACAAUAUAAUAUGAAUGUAUCAAACGCGAAAUACCGUCUGUCUGCUGUGUCAAGGCCUAGGCACAUCGGAACGACGGUGGUGCGCUUGUUAACGAAGAUAACGGCUAGUGCGAUCCAAGGUGGUGGUAACGAGUUGUAUGUAGUGUUAAAUGUACGUCAUUAGGUAUCAUUCCAUGAUUCUGUUGCAUCGAGGACGUCGUAACAUAAACGAGAUUACCUACAGCCUUUCGUGGUUCACGGACAAGCUCCCAGUCGACGGUGGACUACGCGACGAUGUAGUAAUAUUUUACUUUUUCCUUUACCAGAAUUAUAUAUUGAGAGCCCUUUGAUCAUAUAGAUUCCUAUAAAACGGAUAGCGCUUCACCUCACAUGUAUAUCCUAUCUCUGUAAGCUGGUUGGUUGUCUGUACAGUAUUAGUGUUCAAAAUACAAAAAAGGAAGAAAAAGCCGAAAGGCACUAUAUA